GUGUGUGGCGGAGAAGGAUGAAUCACGAGCUCACUGCACUUUACGGCGAACCCAGCAUCCAGAAGGUGGCCAACGCCGGAAGGAUACGGUGGACAGGGCAAGUUGCAAGAAUGCCGAACAACAACCCUGCAAAGCUUGUGUUUGCAACUGAUUUGGUUGGCACAAGAAGGCGUGAAGCGCAGAGAGCACGAUGGGUGGACUAAGUGGAGCGUGACCUGGCGAGCGUUGGGCGCGACCGAGGAUGGAGAGCGGCAGCCGCAAACCGAGUAUUGUGGCGUACGAUUGUUGAUUAUGUCUUGUCUUAAAUGUGAUGUUGAACAAAUAAAUGUAUGUAUGGAAGUGCUCUAAGAACACUAAGUUGAAGAGAGGCAGGCCAAGGGUCGAUGCGAGCGUCGAGUCAUAAAGAAGAAGAAGUUAUGGCAUAAGCCAGACGAACUCCAUCCACAUAGUGGAAUGACAAAACAAACGAUACCAACCAGUCUAACGAACACGUGCUCAUCGAUUGUACUGCGAGCGCAACGCAUGUAUACCCUGCUUCUAUCCACUACAACGACGACACGGUGGCGAUGCGAUAGAAGCAGUGAGUGUGGUGAAUUAGCUAGCUGGGUCUGGUUUGUUUUUCUCGAUUCUCAACCAGCCAGCAAAGUACGGUGGAAAAUGCGAACGGAAAAUCCAUCAUUUCCACUUGGAAGCUCAUGAAGUGCGGUCGUGUCAGAUUAGUAGUUCGCGAGUUUGCCCUCCAAUUCUAUUAGUCGAACGUGGAUGAUCCAAAACCUGGCGCGGGUGCCUCGGUAAUCAGUUGUUGGAAAACCGUUCCGGUGAUUGGACGUGAAAAUGAGUUUGACUACGUCGACGGUGAAAUCGAUCGCUUCGACUCCGUUUUCGAUCAACGACAUUUUGACACGGUCACGCGGCGGAGACAGUGAACGUCGCAGUUCGGUCGAAUCGUCCGGUAACGAAGAAGAACUUGGUGACUUAGCAAGGAUGAAGUACUAUAAAAGUGGAAGCACAAGUAGAACCAGUCCUCGGCAAAUUGACCACGCGGAGUUUUAUGGGAAACUUAACAUGGCUGCUUAUUACCAUAACAACAAUAACGGUGGUUUUAAUUUGGCAAGUUUACAUCCCUCGCUGAGGCGAGGUUCAUUGGAUUGCUACAUGGUUCCGGCGGAACGUAUCGAGCACAAUUUGGCGACACGGUGUCAAAUUGAUUCUGGUGACUGUGAAGGGGAACGGCUUGAGAAGAGACUUGUUGGUGCGGCAAGUGAACCUGAUUGUUACCGGAUAAAAGCUGGCAGGAACGAGAGCCCUUUGGAUAUGCGACGGUCGGCCGAAAAUGAUUCAGAUUGCGACACACCUUCCCCUUACGGCAACCUAUCGCUGCACAGCGGCUCCCUCCCCGGAGACGACACUCCCACGGCAGCACGGAAAAAGCGCUCGCGAGCGGCCUUCAGUCACUCACAGGUGUUCGAGUUGGAACGCCGCUUCGCACAACAACGCUACCUAUCCGGACCGGAACGAUCCGAGCUGGCAAAAAGCUUAAGACUCACCGAGACUCAGGUCAAAAUCUGGUUUCAAAAUCGUCGCUACAAAACCAAACGGAAACAAAUCCAACAGCACGAGGCAGCUAUAUUGAGUGCCACCAAACGGGUUCCGGUUCAGGUCCUUGUUCGCGAGGAUGGCUCAUACGGUCCGGCGGCUGUGCUAGCUGGCCAACCACACUACGCCUCCGGAUUGGAUCCAGCUCUUUUGAACGUGUAUCGACAUCAGAUACAAAUGGCCUACGGCAUGCCAGUACCCCCGAUGCCGUUCUCCUACUUCUAUCCGUCCAAGAUUCCAGGCACGAUCCCUGUGAUGGCAGCUGCGGCAGCCGUAGCCUCGAAACAGCCUCUUAAUUUUUCCACCCGUUCGCCUCCGUCUGAUGACCAGGACCGGCACUCUCCGUCGACGGCAUCUUCAAUGGCAGCAAGAGAUUCGGCGAAAAACGACGGCGACGAUCCAUGCUUCUUCGAUCGGGAACGGAAAUCCGAAGAUCACCAUAGGCGAGAAAGAUGCGCCAGCCGGGAUUGCGCAAUGCUCUCCGCUGAGGAGACUGACGAAAAUGAAAACGUUGAAAUUGAUUGAUUUGAAGCGGGAGCGGGUCAUCGUGAUUGGCCAUCACAGUGAACAGGAGUAGGAAUACAAUCAUUGAUGAUUUCCUAUUCUUCGCAUAUGUGUACUAUGUUAGAUCAAAUGUUGUAAAUACAUCGUGUUUUUAAAAUACCAAAGAAGAUAAGAUUCCUAGAUGUAUGAAUAUAAAAUGCAAUAAAUCACUUUUCAA
Molecule: messenger RNA, 2317 nt
Organism: Aedes albopictus (Asian tiger mosquito)
Lineage: Eukaryota; Metazoa; Arthropoda; Insecta; Diptera; Culicidae
Gene: bap
Product: homeobox protein bagpipe
Exons: 3
Coding region: 835-2121 (428 amino acids)
Biological process (GO): cell differentiation; regulation of transcription by RNA polymerase II
Cellular component (GO): nucleus
Molecular function (GO): DNA-binding transcription factor activity, RNA polymerase II-specific; RNA polymerase II cis-regulatory region sequence-specific DNA binding
Source: RefSeq, a predicted model, not a curated record